AAAAAAAAAAGAAAAAAAAUAGAGAAAAGAAAUCCUAAGUCGCGUCCCCGACGUCUCCGGGCCCCGCGGCCGCAGCGGCCGCCCCACAUUCCUGGCAUUCCUGGGCCGUGACUCCCCGCGCCGCCCCGGCCCCAGCCCGGCCUCGGCCCCGCCGCCUCCGGCUCGCCCGCCCGCCGGCCCCGCUCGCCCCCGCGGGACACCAGUCCCCUCCCUCCCGUCCUGCCUCCCUCCUUCCCGCACCCCGCGGGCGGCAGCAGGAGCUCCGGGCGCCCCGGCCCUCGCCGCCCCCGCCGCCGGCGGCCCCCCAGCUCCCGGCCGCCCCGCCGAAGUUCCCCGCGGUGGUGGCCGGGCCGGGGCGGCGGGAGCGGGUCUCCAUCCCCACCGCUCCCGGGGAGCGGCCCCACGCCUUCCCCGCCCGCUUUGGGUCCCGCCGCCGGCAGCCGCCGCCCCCCGGGCCGGGCCGGGCCGGGCCGGGCCGGGCCAGCACAGCCGCCUCCCCCGGGAGCGCACAAAGCCGGAGCCGAGCAGCAGAAAUCCCUUGAAGCUCACCCUGGGAAUGGACAGCUACCUCCAUUUCUGGAGGAGAGUAGUGCCAAUUGAAGAGGCCUUCAAGGCAAGUCAACAAGCGCUCUGAUAACUCUCGGAAGAGAACAGGGAAGGGACGACCUUCCAGGCCACCAGCCAUGCCUUUCGGGCUGAAACUGCGACGGACCAGACGUUACAACGUCUUGAGCAAGAACUGCUUUGUGACAAGGAUCCGUCUGCUGGACAGCAAUGUGAUCGAGUGCACUCUCUCCGUGGAGAGCACGGGGCAGGAGUGCUUGGAAGCUGUUGCUCAGAGGCUGGAAUUACGUGAGACACACUACUUCGGCCUUUCGUUUCUCAGCAAGAGCCAGCAAGCCCGCUGGGUUGAACUGGAAAAGCCUCUGAAGAAGCAGCUGGACAAAUUUGCCAAUGAGCCUUUGCUUUUCUUUGGGGUAAUGUUCUAUGUGCCCAGUGUUUCCCGACUGCAGCAGGAGGUAACAAGAUACCAGUAUUACCUACAAGUGAAAAAGGAUGUUCUUGAUGGACAAUUACUUUCCUCACUGGAGCAGGGAAUUCGACUAGCUGGUUUGGCAGUGCAAGCCGAUUUUGGAGACUAUAAUCAGUUUGAAUCUCAUGACUUCCUCCGGGAAUAUGUCUUGUUUCCUAUGGAUUGGACCCAGGAUGAAGCUGUUUUGGAGGAGCUGACUCAAAAGGUUGCUCAGGAGCACAGAACUCACAGUGGCAUUACAGCAGCAGAGGCUGAGCUAAUGUACAUCAGUGAAGUGGAACGCCUUGAUGGGUUUGGACAGGAAACUUUCCCUGUGAAGGAUAAUCAUGGAAAUGACAUACAUCUUGGAAUUUUCUUCAUGGGCAUCUUCAUAAAAAACAGAAUUGGAAGGACAACUGUGAUUUAUAGGUGGAAUGACAUUGGGAAUAUAGCACAUAACAAGUCUUCAAUUGUUCUAGAGUUGAUCAACAAAGAAGAGAAUGUACUCUUUCACACAGAUGAUCUUGAAAAUGCCAAAUAUAUUUCACGGCUGUUUGCAGCAAGACACAAGUUUUACAAACAGAACAAAAUCUGCACAGAACAAUCAAGUUCUCCUCCCCCUAUCCGACGACGGCCCACUUGGAGUAGGUCAUCCUUGCCAAGACAACAUCCAUUUAUACUGCCUCCUAUGCAUGUCCAGUGUGGAGAACACUACACUGAAACACAUAAUUCACAAGAUAGCAUUUUCCAUGGAAAUGAAGAAACUUUCUACUGUAGGUCUCAGACCAGUUUGGAUAGGUGUCCAAUGGACUUCAGCUACUUGAAUGGUAACGGACCCAAUGGGAGUGUAUGCAGUGCCCACAGCAUGAACUCCCUCAAUCGCUCACAGAACUUCAUCCAGGCAUCUCCCAUGUCUUCAAAUCUGAGCAUCCCUGGAAGCGACAUCAUGAGAGCAGACUAUAUCCCCAGCCACAGACAUAGUGCAAUCAUAGUACCGUCUUACCGGCCAACUCCAGAUUAUGAAACUGUCAUGAGGCAAAUGAAGAGAGGAGUGAUCCAGAUAGAUAGCCAAAGUCAGUCUUUGAGAAAUCUCAAUAUUGGAAACACACAUGCUUAUAACCAGCCAGAAGACCUAGUUUAUAGUCAGCCUGAGAUUCGAGACAGACAUCCUUACACAAUUGCAUACGGUCCCCAGGGUAGUGGCUAUAACAAGCCCGUUGCCCCGUCUGACCAAAUGAACCCUAAUACUGCUGCUCAAAAUAAGACAGCAGCCAGUGCCAUCUCCCACACUGUCAGCACACCAGAACUGGCUAACAUGCAGCUGCAGAGCAGCCAGAGUUACAACACUGCUCACAUGUUAAAGAACUAUCUCUUCAGACCCCCACCUCCAUACCCGCGCCCACGUCCUGCAACUAGCACGCCGGACCUGGCAAGUCACCGGCACAAGUAUGUCAGUGGGAGCAGUCCCGACCUGGUCACUCGCAAAGUCCAGCUCUCGGUAAAGACCUUCCAAGAGGACAGCUCGCCGGUCGUCCGUCAGUCGCUGCAGGAGGUCAGCGAGCCCCUCAUGGCAGUGAAGCAUCAUGCAGCUGUGAACAAGCGCCAUAGUUUGGAGGUCAUCAGCAAUAUGGUACGUGGUAUAGAAGCCAUGGCAUUAAAGACUUUAAAUGCCCCUCUGCCACGCAGGAACACUUUGCGGGAGCAGGUGCAGCCAGAAGAGUCGGUUCAGAUGGCGCAUGAAGUUCAGCAAGUUCCUCAUUAUCAUCACAAAAAGACAUUCUCUGAUGCCACGAUGCUAAUACACAGCAGCGAAAGCGAAGAGGAAGAAGAAACCCCAGAAUCUGUGUCACGGAUAACAGCUCUCCAUGAGAACAUGGAGUACAGUGCUCAGCUGCAAGCUGCCUUGGCUAGAAUACCAAAUAAACCUCCUCCAGAGUAUCCUGGGCCUCGUAAAAGUGUCAGCAACGGAGCCCUGAGGCAGGACCAUGUUAGCAUUUCUGUGGCUGUGGCCAGGGCCAAGGCCAUGAGGCCAGGGCCUUCCAAAGCCAUUAGUGUCUCUCGAACUGAUCAAAUGGCAGUAAAUGGGUCUUCGCUCGGGCCCUCUAUCUCAGAGCCUGACCUCACAAGUGUGAAGGAGCGGGUCAAGAAAGAACCUGUCAAGGAAAGGCCUGUGUCUGAAAUGUUUUCUAUUGAGGACAGCAUUAUAGAAAGAGAAAUCAUGAUGAGGAAUCUAGAAAAGCAGAAGAUGGCAGGCCUGGAGGCCCAGAAGAGGCCCUUGAUGUUGGCAGCACUGAACGGACUCUCAGUUGCUAGGGUUCCGGUGCCGGAGGACAGCCAGGAUGAAGUCGCCAAGGUGCCAAUGGAUGAGAGGUGCAAAAUCUUGAAGAGGAAGUUGGAAGAGGGGAUGGUGUUUACAGAAUAUGAGCAGAUUCCAAAGAAAAAGGCAGAUGGGAUCUUCACCACUGCUGCCUUGCCUGAAAACACUGAGCGCAACCGCAUCAGGGAGGUCGUUCCUUAUGAGGAGAACCGAGUAGAGCUGGUGCCGACCAAAGAAAAUAAUACAGGCUACAUCAAUGCUUCACACAUAAAGGUUUCUGUAGGUGGAGAGGAAUGGCACUACAUUGCUACCCAAGGGCCUCUGCCACACACGUGCCAUGACUUCUGGCAGAUGGUGUGGGAACAGGGGGUUAAUGUUAUAGCCAUGGUCACAGCUGAAGAGGAGGGAGGAAGAAGUAAGAGUCAUCGUUAUUGGCCUAAGCUGGGCUCUAAGCACAGCUCAGCCACUUACGGGAAGUUCAAGGUGACAACUAAGUUCCGCACAGACUCCGGCUGCUAUGCUACUACUGGUCUGAAGGUCAAGCAUCUUCUCUCUGGGCAAGAGAGGACAGUGUGGCAUUUGCAGUAUACUGACUGGCCAGACCAUGGGUGUCCAGAGGAAGUCCAAGGCUUUUUAUCUUACUUGGAGGAGAUACAGUCCGUGCGUCGCCACACCAACAGUGUGUUGGACAGCAGCAACAACUGCAACCCUCCUAUCGUGGUUCACUGCAGCGCAGGGGUAGGAAGGACCGGAGUGGUUAUCCUGACAGAACUCAUGAUUGGGUGCUUGGAGCAUAAUGAAAAAGUGGACGUUCCUGUGAUGCUGAGACACCUGCGGGAGCAGAGAAUGUUUAUGAUCCAGACCAUAGCCCAGUAUAAGUUUGUCUAUCAAGUGCUUAUCCAGUUCCUGCAAAACUCCAGACUUAUUUAAUCUUUUCAAGCAUCCCAGACCAAGCUUUGUGGAUCUGACUGAACCUUACUGAUGAACAAGGGGAACUGCCUUGACAACACUGUGUGCAUAUAUUGCACUUUUUAAAGUUGUCUUGAAAGUAAGGAAUGAUUGUUCUUUACUAGAGUCUCCCAUGGAUUAUUUUAUACAAGAUAUAAUUUAUUUUUCUUGGAAUAACUUGUGAAUUACUUUAAUAACUUUUAAAACUUAUAGUGACCUUCAAAUUGAACCACAUUUGACGUGACUGGUCUGCAUUGUAACAUGUCCAUAAGGAAAGCAAUCCUUUGUAAAGGUAGUUUUUACUGGCUUUUAUUUUGCUACACAGCUUCUGAAACGAACAGUUAUUUGGCAGUGGGCUUUUUCUCACAUAAGAACAUUUUGGGUGUAAAUAGAUGUCUUCCAUGGUAAAAUCAAGAUCUGCUACAUGUCAGCUCCACCUCUGUAUGAGUAGAAGCUGAGGGAACACGGUCCUGGAGCAGGAAGACCUGAGCCGCUGCACAUGCAGCAGGGCACGUUACAGAGGGCACAACCACAGGACGUUGUGAGGGCAGAGAGUUUUGGGUGCUAAACUGUUCAAAUUCCACAAGAAUUACGGUUUUAGAUUAGUCCUGGAAAAAAAAGCAAUAUUGGAUCUUACAAACAAGGCCUUUGCUACUGUCUGCAAUCCUUGAAGGGAUUCUUGAGAGUUGUUGAAGCAGUGCAGGGUGGAGUGCAGGGACCCAGAGCAGGCUGAAGUCAGUGAGUGAGUCUUUCCAGUAACUCUGGUGGACUGUGGGUUGAACAGCAGAGGAAAUUCAAGUAAAUGCAGCUGAAAAAACCCUCAAAUCAAGCACCUUCUCAUUAAUUACAUGGAAAGUUUUAUUGCCUUGAGCUCACCUCCCGUAGAAAUGGAAUCUCAUUUAAGUUAGGCAUCUGCAGUUGCCUUAGUCUCACAUGUGAACUAUUGUCUUCAGCACGGUAAUCCUUUUACUUUCUGCUCAUUUGAACUUUGUCAGAAUGAUCAAUAUAGUCUUUCCUCCAAUCUCUAAACAGUGACCCUUGAACUUUAGCUCAGUCUGUCUUGAUUCUUCCCUCAUCACUGUCUUGUGUAUGAACAUACAGAGCAGUCUUCCUUUUGGUAGUUGAGGCAAACCUCACUUUGUUAGGGUGGUUUUUGUAUUAAAUUGUACAGGUCCUCUCUCUUCUCUCUCUGGUCACUUUGGAUUCUCCCCCCUAUUUAUUAUUACUGUUUUAUCCUGGUGGUGUUCAGGGAUUCCAGUUAGGAUUAGGAGGAUGUUGUAUAAAUACAUAAAGGAGAAACAGUCCUUGCCUGAAGUUUACAGUCAGAACAGAAAAGGGAAACAAACCUCAUUCGCUGCAUAGCUAGGGCACAGAUUUUUAACUGGCUUGCCCUAGGCCAACAGUGAAAUCUGUGACAGGGCUAAGAAAAAAAUCCAUGUGUCCUCUAAGUACCUCAGCAGAUAGACCUGUCCUCCUCUCUCUUCCUCAUCCUCUGUCCCUCAGUAUCGGCUAGCUGUUUUGUACAACUUACUGCAUAUCCCUUUUUCCAAACUGUUGAUUUCACUGGAGUAAAUGGGGUUAUGAAUUGCCUUGCAGUGUGUGCAUGGCAGCAUUUCCUUACAGUUGUUUAGAAGUGAUAGUAACUGCACUUUUAAAAAUUUUUAAAAGGGAAAAAAAGAAAAAGCUUUAGCGAGUUGUUGUGGGACUCCCACGUUGUUAUUUCUGGUGUAAGAGAGGGAAAGCUCCUGCACUGAGGUUGCUCCCCUCCUCACACUGCUGAGUCCUCUUCCCACUCUUGCCACCCCCCUGUGGGCAGCCCAGCCCUGCUUUGACUUGGCAGUCCUGCCUGAUGGCGAGAGAAUGGGUCAGGCUGGAGAGGAGCCCUGGAGGCCCCCGUGCCAGCCCUGCUCACCCCACAGCUUGCUCAGGGUCGCAUCCAGUUUCAGAAAUCUCCAAGGGUGGAGGUUUCGCAGCCUCUCAGGGCACAUGAUGCAGUGCAGUUACUCUGUCAUGGUGAAAUUAUCUUUCUUGGCAUCCCUUUCCCAGAUAAAUUUCAUCUUUCAGUCUCAUCAUCGUUUCUUUUCUGUUGCCUCCCCACCUCCGACCCCCUGGCCGAUAUGCAAAGGCCCAAGCCUACAAGCACUCUCAACUCCAGCGCUAAAGGGACCUACGCACCUACCUUUCCCUAAAAUCCCUAAAAACUAAGGCUCUGUACCAGAAUGUUUCUUAAAUGUAUUUAAAACUGUGCUGUGCCGAUUUGGUAGUCUGCAAUACAGGCCUAACAAGGUGACAAGGAUUCUGGUGGAGACUUCUAGUUACCAACAAAUCGUGAGGAGCUAUUUAGCUGUAAUAUCUUGACCAUGGUCAUUUUAGGGAUCAGCUGAGUUUUCAGUCAACUUCCGUUUUCCUCUGAUUACUUCUGCCAAUGCCAACAUAUCUCCUGUUAAAUUAGCAGCAACCAUUUAAAGUCUUUUCAGCAGCAUCUGCAUGAUAAUUGCAGAGAUGCUUUAUAUCUGGGAAACAAGCCAAGGAAUAAACCUUGAAGCAAAGUGUAUUAAAUUAGUUAUCUUGUUAUAACUUUUUGAAUAAUUUCCUAAUGAUGAAUUAAGUUUGAACUCAGAUCUGUCAAGUCCCAUUGCUCUACUUGGAUGUGAGAAGUAGAAAAUCAGGAGGGAAAAGAAUCUGUUCCUGUGUUGUCUUAUUCAGCUGCUCUUGGAUGAAACGUAUACUUCUGUUUCUGCAGUGAGCACAGGAAAGUUAUUGCAUAAGAGAAUGUAAAGAGCUGUGUUUGAAAGGAAGAAAAUUAAGCAAAUGUUUUUUAUGCAAAGAUGCAUCAUAGGUGUCUUAGAAAAAUAUUAAUUAGAAAAUGGCACCAAAAAUCUUUUCCAAAUUAAGUCAGUGCCUAUUAAUGAGCCAAAUAAGUGGCCACAUAGUAAACAGUCAUUUCCAAUUAACUCCUAACGUGGCUGGUAUGGUAGAUAGAGGCCAAUGUGACUCACUUUUUCCCUUUCAUUGUCAAAGAAUGGUAAUUUUAAACUUUUCCUUUCAUCUGACUUCAAUGUAUUUUUUCCUACUAGAUUUUAUCUUGACUAGAUCUGCUAAUAUCGUGAAUUGGGCUGGUACACGUCUUCAGAGGUUCCUUUCCACCCCAGCUUGCAACCAAACCUCAGCAUGCCGAUGCUUUAUGAUUGAAAUGCGAUACAGUUUUGUAGGGGAAAAACUGAACCUUCUGACUUUGAACCUGUGGUAGUUUUAUCAGACCGAAAUUGCCUGGGCAGUAUUUCCUCACCUUUAGGGAGGGACAGGAAAAUGCAUUUUGCAUCCAAUUUUAUUAGUCAUAGCAGGAACGAACACAUGAGACUUAAAGCAAAAUACUGUUUACUUUGUCCCACGGACUUUAACAGCAGAGCCCUUAAGUGGAAAAGGAGGACAGUUUGGAGUUGCUGUAUGUUGUGUUGCACAGCUUUUUUAACAUCAAAGCAUGACAGUGGGUAGGUUCUAAGACACCGGUUUCAUCCGUUUGGAGUAAAGUCUGGAUUGAAAAUCUUGAAGAUGCAUCAACAGUCAGUGAACAGAGCUGCUGACACAAGCAGUCUUGCCCCAAGGCGCCCAUGUUGCAGUCUGGCACAUUCAGCCUACGCUCCCUGACUCUUUCCAAGAGGGAACGUGGAGGGGAUGAGGAAGUCUGACUUGGGAAUCCAUUGUGUAUGUUUUCCUUUUUGUGCCCUCUUCACCUGUAUUUUACAACCUUUUUUUUUUUUGUUGUUUUUUGUCUUUAAACUCUUACCGAUGAUAGUAUUGAGGUUGCUGGUGUCGAAUUUGUGGUCAAAGUUACGGUCUGAGCAUUUCAUGCCUAACGCUGCCCGAUCAGGGAGGGGAGAGAUGACAGCUGAGUUCUGAUGCUGCUCAGGGCUGUGCGUGUCCAGCUUCCAUCCUCCUCGGGCUGCACUGGAGGAUGGGGGGCAUGAGCUGCCCAGGUCCUACUUGUUUCAGCUCCUACAGAGGGACCUUAAAUGCUCAGCCUUAUCAGAAAUACCUUUUCCCUAAACUAGCUUCAGCUGUCAGGAAACACAUCUGUGAGAACUUAUUCAACCUAUUGCUAAUGCAGUUCUUUAUAAAGGACAUUUCUGUUCCACUUAUUUCAACCAGUUGCCUCAGCUACAAAUAUUAUUAAAUAUUUGCAUGAUUUCAAGAGCUUUUUUUUUGUUUGUUUUUAAAUUACUUUCUUGUAAGCAGAAAUGCAAAUGGCAAACCAUAGGUUAGGAAAGAAUGAGUAAGUCUCAGUGCUUCAAGAGAGAUGGUCAUUUUAAGCUAAUACACUAUUUUUUUGAUCCAAUGCCUGCUCUGUCUGUGUAGCCCACAAGCGACUCUAAAACAAAUAGUGAUGGGCAAUCUCAUACUUGGAUACAGCACACAAACCUGUGGGGAAAAUUCGGCAGCUACUGACUGUGCUGCGUUCUCAACAGCUGACUUCCCGCCGGUUUCCUGGGAGGAGAUGAUGACUGAAUUAGCUGUUGUCAGUCUCACUAACAGUUUGUGAACUGUGUGCUCAAAAAGUGGAAGCAUCAGUCUGUCUGACACCUGCUGCAACAGCUCUCAUGCAUCACAGGGAGGUCAGAGCUAAACUUUGGUGCUUGUCUGUGUGGAAAAGAAUGCUUUACAACCAGAGAGCUAGGGUAGCACCCCCUGCAUGAAAUAAAGGAUGCAUCAUAUUGAGGGAGCAAAUGCCAGAAUUGACCUUGAAAGGGAUGCACUCCAUGAAAACAUCAUUUGGCCACCUCUCUACAAACCCGGAUAUAAUAUAAAUCUGCUGAUGUGUUGUUCAAGUCAUAUGGAGUUUGGAGAUGGGUUUUGAUGCCAACAAGAGAAAGGUUGCAAGUCCAAAACCCCAAGUGCAAUUGCCCCCCAGCUUGUUCUUAACAUUCUAGAGAGGGGUUUCCUUGUAGAAUCUGGUGCUGUGGGAACUCCAGCUGCCCUCUGAGUCUUCAGAGAGGAGGACAUUAUACGUGCAGCCCCACGCAGCCUUGGCUUGCAGGGACAGUGACUUGAGGAAGGGAAGAGCUGGCUGCUAGGGCGGCGAGGCAAAGAACAGAAGAUGGAGGUCUGAACCAUAGAUAAACUAUUGUUAGAGUGUGAAACAAACAUUUAGUGCACAGGUCAAAAAUAGCAGUGUGUAUUUACUUUAAAUAUUUAUAUGCAUUUUGUCAGUGCUUUUAGAGGAUGUUAGACUACAGUUCUGUUGGUUCCUCUCAGCCUUUUUUUUGGCUGGUGUUUCUUUGAAGUGUUGUUGCUUCUGCUUUAUGUGUACCCUCACUGUGAGCUUUCCCCAUGCUACAACAGCAGGACUUUGACAUUGCAAUGUGAACUGGAAGUCAGUAAUUAAAUAGCAGCUUUCCCUGAGGAAUCCCAGCACCGUUUAACAGCAAGGGAAAGACUAAUACUUCAGCUGAUCCCUGAAAUGAAUGCAGUGCACUUAAUAGUUUUCCAAAUCAUCUACAUAAGGAGUCAGUGCUUCGGAUGCUCAGGUCCAGGUGUUUCAGGGGCAGCGUUCCCUGAUUAGGCAGGCAGGAAUAAAAGAGGAAGGCUUCCCACAAACGACUCCUUACUUAAGGAAGAAACAUUAAUGCAUUUAGAAGAGGGAGAGGGUGCUCAGCCCCUCUAGCCCACCUGGCAACCCAUCCUUUAGGGGCUUCCAGAGGCCAAAGUUAUAUCCUGCUCUCUGUGCUUGGUAACUACCGAUGGAGCCACUUCCCAUGAAUCCCAUUAUCUUCGCUUUAGAACCCUUUAAUCCUCCGGCCUUCACAAUGUCCUGUGGUGGUAAGUUCCACAACUUAAUUAUACAUCACAUCUACAAGACCUUCCUUUUUGUGUACGUUAAAUGAAAGUAUAUUCUUGCUGCUACUCGGUCUUUAAACAGAAACAAAUCUUUAGUGCCAGAAACGCUAUUAAUAGGGUGUUUCUCCUGUUGAGAUUGCUCCAUAUGGAAAACAGGUUUUGCUCAUUCAUACCUUUCUUUUGCUAUUUUACAAAGGAAAAAAGUUUACACAUGCAGAUGACUGUAAUAUUCCCAUGUAUAAUUGUGUGGGACGUGUUAAAUGAAAUAAUAUGUUUAAAUUUGAUGUCACUGGAUUUUACUGUCCUGUUUUACUUCAGUAUUUUGAUGCUUCCUGUUUUAUUUGUUCUGUAAUUCUGUACACAACAGUUUAGCACAAAACAGUGAUCUGAAUCUCACACCUUCAUUGUACGUACACAUUUUGUAGAGAAAUGAGACAUCAGUUAUAUGCCCUUCCUGCCCCCACUCCUUCCUCUUAGGGCUAAAUGGCAGAACUAUUCUAUGCUAUUGAAAGCCUUUUUUAAAAAACAAACAAACAAACAAACAAACCUAUGCAUGCUAUUUUAUAUUCUAAUGUAUUAUUCAUAUCAGUACAUAAGCUUAUGCUUGUCAGUUUUAUCUUGUGUAUAGAACUGAUUACUUUUGACAGUAUUUUUGCACUGUUUCUUUUUCUUCUCUUUUUAUAAAGUUCUAUUCAGCAUUAAUUGACUGCAAUAAUUUUUUACCCCUUUCACUGCCUUUGUGUAAAUAGUUUCUUAUAUGCUUUUGCAAACAUGAGAAUGUCUUCAGUCACUAAGGUUUUUUGGUAAGGCUGUCCUUCAUAUUCACAGUAUACAAUAAAACAUUUUUUUUUUUCAAGGAAAA
Molecule: messenger RNA, 10974 nt
Organism: Tyto alba (common barn owl)
Lineage: Eukaryota; Metazoa; Chordata; Aves; Strigiformes; Tytonidae
Gene: PTPN14
Product: protein tyrosine phosphatase non-receptor type 14
Exons: 19
Coding region: 684-4259 (1191 amino acids)
Biological process (GO): protein dephosphorylation; lymphangiogenesis
Cellular component (GO): cytoskeleton
Molecular function (GO): protein tyrosine phosphatase activity
Source: RefSeq, a predicted model, not a curated record